Messenger RNA from Stegodyphus dumicola, 2977 nucleotides. Its product is annotated as zinc finger protein 271-like. Lineage: Eukaryota; Metazoa; Arthropoda; Arachnida; Araneae; Eresidae. The record is from RefSeq and is a predicted model, not a curated record.
CCUAGCUUGAAGCUAGGUUAUUAUCUUCUUAUCACAUUUUGUCUUCAAUUAUGGCUAAGAUUAACAUUUGUUCGUUUUCGUGUUAGAGUAAAACUGUGUCGUAGUCGUAGCUUAUUGAUAGACGUUUUCUGAUGAUAAUUCAGUUAAAUUCACUGGUGAAAUUGUGCUUUAGCCCACUUGGAGAUUUUUGUAAAAAUCCAUCCAUCCAUCCCAUUUUUUAAAAAAUUCGUCGUUUUGGCAUGUCUCAGUAGAAUGUCCUUAAAGAAGCCAAACUGUCGCUACCAAGGCUUUUCUCCGAAUUCUAUCGUAUGUAUUUAAAGCAUAGAAAAUUUUGUAACUCUUCUUAUUUCUUCUCCUUUCCCUCUUACAACAAAAUUCCUUACAAUUUCCUACGAAAACGAGUAUUCUGUUUGAACAUUGUUCUAUUGAAAUGGUUUUAAUUUCUGUAAUAUGUAUUUUCACGCUCUGAAUAAGGAGUUUUUUUAACAAAUUAAAUCUAACCGAAAAUUGCAAUUUUCAUUUGGCAACUCAGGGUUUUGUAAGAUGAGUCGAGGUUGUUUUGGUUCUUGUUUAUGUUUUAAUCAAUGAAUAUUUCGAACCGACGUAAUUGGGGGGUAUGCGUCCUUGUGGUUUAACAUGUAAAUAACAUCAUAUCUGAGCCGGAGCAUAAGGCGCCAAAGGGAAGCCAAGCUUCAAGAAGAAGUAGAAUCAAUGAAUAGGAAGCCUUUGUUACAAAUUAAUAUGAAAUUUCCUUUUCGUGCUGAAAAAUACUGUGCAUAUUGUGAACGGUGAUAUGUGGAAACUGUUAAACUGUUAAUAUGUGGAUAUGUGAAAACUUCAAACUGUUAAGUCCUACUUUAAAAACUUUAGAAAAUUCAAAACCUCAUGAAGUCGUUACGUAGCAUAUAUAAUUGCAGUUAUUCAUAAUUAAGGAUUUAUAUGCCUCUGCCAGAAAUCAUAUUUGGGCUAAAUAUAACAAACUUAUAUUUGCGGAAAUAUAUAAAUGUUCCUAGAAAUCAUAUCGUAUGUAUAUCGUACAGUACCUGUGUCUUGAGCACAAUGUGUAUUAACAUUUUAUAACAAAAAUCAAAUUUAUAUCUGGCCAAGGUACUGAAAGCUAGUGAAAUAUUUGACAACUAUUUUGGGUAAAAUUACCUUAAGCCGGCCCAUGUUACAUACAUUCAGAACAGGAAUAAUAUCCUGAGGUAUGUAACUAGUACAUGGAUGACCUCAUAGCAGUGAAACCUCACGUGUGUGAGGUUUGUAAUAAGAUAUUUACAACAAAGAGUAAUUUAAACAUGCAUAUACGUAUUCAUACAGGAGAGAAACCUCAUGUUUGUGAGGUAUGUCACGAAUCAUUUAGAUUGAAAGCUUCUUUAAAAAAGCAUAUCCUUAUUCACACAGGAGAGAAACCUUUUAUGUGUGAGCUAUGUAGUAAGUCAUUUACACGGAAUAGUCAUUUAAGCAAUCAUAUUCUUAUACACACAGGUGAGAAAGCUCAUGUAUGCGAGAUAUGCGACAAGUCAUAUACGAAAAGGGAUUCUUUAAACAAGCAUAUACUUAUUCAUACAGGAGAGAAACCUUAUGUGUGUAAGUUAUGCCACAAAUCAUACAGACUAAAGGACAGUUUAAACCAACAUAUGCUUAUUCACACAACAGAUGGACCUGUUCACAUAAGAGAAAGACUGCAUUUAUGUGAGGUGUGUAAAAAGUCAUUUAUAAAAAAGGAUUCUUUAAACAAACAUAUACUUAUUCAUACAGGAGAGAAACCACAUGUGUGUGAUUUAUGCCACAAAUCAUUCAGAAUAAAGAAUAAUUUAUACAAACAUAUGCGAAUUCAUACAGGAGAAAGACCAUAUGUAUGCGAGUUGUGUAAAAAGUCAUUUAGAGACAAGCCUAAAUUAAACAAGCAUAUGCUUAUUCACAAGGAACAAAAGACUUUUGUGUGUGAGGUAUGUAACAAGUUGUUCAGAGUAAAAGGUGAUUUAAAUAGGCAUAUGCUUAUUCAUACAGGAGAAAAGCCUUUUGUAUGUCAGGUAUGCGAUAAGUCUUUUAGACAAAAGUGUAGAUUAAAUGUGCAUAUGCUUAAUCACACAGGAGAAAAGCCUCAUGUAUGUGAGGUUUGUAAUAAAUCUUUUAAACGAAAGAGUAAUUUUAAUGAACAUAUGCAUAUUCACAGAAGUGAGAAAUGUCAUGUAUGCGAGGUAUGUAACAAAUCAUUUAGCAGAAAGAGUAAUUUAAACAAGCAUUUGCGUGCUCACAAAAAUGAGAAAUCUCAUGUAUGUGAGGUAUGUAACAAGUCAUUUAGACGAAAGUAUAAUUUAGACCAGCAUAUGCUAUUUCACACAGAAGAGAAACCUUAUGUGUGUGAGGUAUGUGAUAAUAGAUAUAGACGGAAGUAUAAUUUAAAGAGGCAUAUGCUUCUUCACACUGGAGAAAAACCUUAUGUGUGUGAUGUAUGUAACAAAGCAUAUAGACAAAAGGUUCAUUUAAACAAGCAUAUGCUUCUUCACACAGGAGAGAAACCAUAUGCGUAUGAGGUAUGUAACAAGUUAUUAAGAGUAAAGGGUAGUUUAAGUCAGAAUGCCCUUAUUCAUCCAGGAGAAAAGUGAGGUAAAGUAUGAUGAUUAUAAAAUGUGAUUUAAACAAGCAUAUGCUUACUGAUAUAGGAGCAUUAUUUGUAUCAGUUAUGAAUAAAUCAUUUUAACUAAAGUUUUAUUUUAAAAAAUACAUCAUUAGUCAUACUAGAGAGAGAAACUUUGUGAGUUAUAUAUUUAACAAAUCAUUUGAAUAGAAAAUACAUAUGUUUAUCUUCAAAGAAAAACCUCCUUUCUCAUGACUAAAACUGUUAAACUGAAACCUUUAUUUUUUCAUGUAGUAAGGACUUUCAGUGCAGCAAAGAAGCCUGAUUAUGCAAGAUGUAUAACUUUUGAUUUGAUCUAAAUGCUUAUAAAGCUGUUUAUUUCUCUCCACGAAA